Molecule: messenger RNA, 1015 nt
Organism: Coccinella septempunctata (seven-spotted ladybird)
Lineage: Eukaryota; Metazoa; Arthropoda; Insecta; Coleoptera; Coccinellidae
Product: B-cell receptor-associated protein 31
Exons: 1
Coding region: 168-857 (229 amino acids)
Biological process (GO): endoplasmic reticulum to Golgi vesicle-mediated transport; intracellular protein transport
Cellular component (GO): endoplasmic reticulum membrane; endoplasmic reticulum
Source: RefSeq, a predicted model, not a curated record
AACAAGUUGGUUAUCUCUUAUCUGUCAUUAUCUGACUCAUUUGAUUUGAUUGAGGUCAUUCGUCAUUAUAAAACUAAUACGAAGAUUUUUGUUACCUGGUCUUAUAACGCCGUUUUAUUGUAUAUCUUUUUUGCUUUUGUUGAAAUAAGAAGUAGAGACAACUAGUGAUGAGUCUACAGUGGACAUUGAUCGCCGGAUUUCUCUAUGCAGAAAUAGUAGUAGUUCUUUUUUUGGUUUUGCCGAUAGCGAGUCCAAAAAAAUGGAAUUCCCUCUUCAAAUCAAGAUUUCUCCAAGGUCUCAAACGUCAAGCUGGUAUUUAUUUUGUGGUACUUCUCGCAAUUUUAGUCUUAUUCUGUUUGGACGCUAUAAGAGAAAUGAGAAAAUACUCAAAUCCCCAAGGAGACAGGGAUGGACACGCACAUUUGGACUUGGAAAUGCAAGAAAGUAUGAGACUAUUUAGGGCACAAAGAAACUUCUAUAUUUCUGGAUUCGCCCUAUUUUUAUCACUUGUUAUCCGAAGAUUGGUAAUGUUGAUUUCUUCUCAAGCUGCACUUUUGGCACAAUCGGAAGCUUCUAUGAAACAAGCUCAAAGUGCUUCAGCAGCAGCUAAAAGUUACCUUAAGCAACAAGGUGAUAUUAAGGAAAACUUGAGCAAUGAAGCCCAUGAUAAAGAAAUUAAUGAAAUGAGAGCAGAAAUUUCAGCUUUGAAGGAAAAAUUGAAACUUGCGGAAAAGGAUAAAUCUGCUGUUAAAACCCAAGCAGAUAACUUGGCAAAGGAAUAUGACCGUUUGGCUGAAGAACAUAGUAAGCUUCAGAAGAAAAUCACCAUCAGUUCUGAGGAUAAGAAAAGUGAAUAAUUUUAAUGGUAUUUCUUUUUUUACAUAUUAUUGUUAUUAGAUUAGCUAAUUUAUUAAUGUGUUGUUCUACCAUUUGAACAUAGAUUGUUGUGCCUUGGAAUAUAGCUAUGGAUGUAACUUGGUUUGGAUUUUUGUUGCAAUAAAAUUUUUAAAUUAAA